GUGCGACCGUCUGAAACUAAUCUUGUCUGCUUGGUUAUCUGUCUGAAACGCUGUCCCUGUCUAUCGUUCUCUCUCUCUCUCUCUCUCUCUCUCUCUCUCUCUCUCAUCCUGCCUACCUACAUCAUGGCGUAACACCCACCACACCACACUGCACCACCACCACCACCAUCUCCACUGUCCGUGUCCGUUCAUAGGCCAGCAGGUGUGGGCCGUGAUUGGCGGUCGCGUCGCCAUGACAACGAGGGAGGGAGCAGCGCCGCGUCAACAAGUGAAAGGCGAGAGGGAGGGACAGCGCCGUCAGUUCUACCCCGAGGCGUUCAGGGGAAGCACUCACACGCCCGCCAGAUUUCGAACCGAGCGGGUGAGGGAGGAUGUGCUGACCCCGCGCAGCUUCCUAGCACGAACCUGAAGGGCGGUAGAACUUUGCAGUGUGCGUUGUGGUGGUGCUGCCGGCGGGUCUCCUUCAUGAGAAGGAUUCCGUGAUCGCGAGGAACACCAGAGAAGAUAACGAGAAGUGUGAGAUAGAGAGAGAGGAGAAGGAGGAGGGGAGUGAUCGUGGUGGAGGCGAGAUGAAGACGAGGUUAAAGUUCCUGCCGCCGCCGCUGCUGCCGCUGCUGCUGGUGGGGCUGCCCUCCCUCGUCUCGGGCCAAUGCUUCGGCGGGACUCUGACCAUGGAGAAGACAGUGGGAGUGACCUUCAAUGAGCCUUCCACGCCGCUCUUUAACAACCUGGACGCGGCGAUUACCAGCGACUGCAACGGGUUCUGCAAGGACAGCCCCCAGUGUCAAGGCUUCAGUGUCGAAUAUGAAAAGUCCACAUGCGUCGCCUAUGACCGGAGUUCCUCGGGGCGCCGCUCCUCGCUGGUGGCCAAGCCGGGGUUCAACUACUUCGAGAAGAUCUGCCUGACGGGGGGGUCGCCGCAGCUGGACUACAACCAGUUGUGCGGGCAGGAGCGGCUGUGGUCCUUCGAGCGAGUGUUGGACUCCUUCCUUGAGGGUCACGACAACAAGACCUUCCCCAACGUGGACAAGCGCGCGGACUGCCUCAAGCUGUGCCUCGCCGAGACGGAGUUCGUGUGCAGGUCCUGUGAGUACGACAUCACGCAGAAGCUGUGCCGCCUGAGCCGCGAGGACCGCAGGACCAAGCCGGCGGACUUCGUGUCGUCGCCAGGAUCCUUCAUCGAUUACAUGGAGAACCAGUGUGUGAUGCCGCUGCCCGACUGCCGCUACGUGGUCCAAAACGAGGUGAUGGUGGUGUCCAUGGACGCCCUCGAGUUCGCCAACAUCCAGAGUGACUGUGAGAGUCUGUGUGACACGACGCGCAUCAUGAACUGCCGCGCCUACACCUUCGAUCCCCAGGAGAAGAGGUGUUACCUCUCCGGGGACGACUCGGUGUCCCUCAACCAGACUGUGCUGCCGCUCAAGACUGGCGUGCUGACCGGCGAGAAGCAGUGCACCGUCAGUCAGUGCGAACAGGACCAGGGUACCAUCAUCUACGAGAAGAUCACGGGUCAGACUGUACGGACGGCGCGAGAAUCCGCCUACCAGCUGGACACGAGCCCUGGCGGACUGAGCGAGAAGUGCGCCCGCCGCUGCCACGAGGACUCCGGCGAGUGUCCAGCCUUCGCCGUGGACUACGUGCUGGGACGGUGCUUCCAGCUGGACCGCAACACACAGGGACGCAACACGGACAUCAUCAGCUCGCCCGGCAAGAGUUACUUCGAAAAAAUAUGUGUGCGAGCCAAGUUGCCGCCGCAAUGCAUUGACCGAGUGUGGCAUUUCGAACGCGCGCCGGGCAUGGAGCUGCGGGGCCUCGACGACCGCCAGCAGACUCUCGUGCAGAGCCGCCGCGACUGUAUAGAGGCGUGCAUCCAGGAGACCGGCUUCCUGUGCAGGUCUGCUGAGUACGACUCUGUGCAGCUCGUGUGUCGCCUCAGCCGCAGCGACCGACGCACCCACCCCGACAGCUACGUGGAGGCCGCCUCGCCCAGCACAGAGUACCUGGAGAACCAGUGCAUCCCUGUGGACGACAGAUGCCCUUACCGCAAGACAGAGGGCGCCUACCCUGUCUACCUGGACGACACCAUCGGCGGCGUACUGACGGAGCAGCAGUGCCAGAGGUCCUGCACCAACUACCGCAAGUUCAACUGUCGAUCGCUGUCCUUCUACCCCGCCGGGUCGCAGUGCUUUAUCUCCGGCGACGACAAGGCGUCCGGAGGAGGCACUGCAGCCCUGCAGAACAGACCCGGCACCACCUACUUUGAGAGGGACUGCAGGGGUGGCGGCGGCGUCGGAGGCGGCGGCGGCAUCGGAGGCGGCGGCGGCAUCGGAGGCGGCGGCGGCAUCGGAGGCGGCGGCGGCGUCGGAAGCGGCGGCGGCGGGGACGACCGAGACAAUGGAGUCACGGGAGGAACCGGUGGAGGAGGCACAGGAGGGGGCGGCACCACGGUGAACCAGCGACCCCCGAUACGCCCCACCACCUUCAGGCCACGCCCUGGCGGAGGUGGAUUUUCCUUCGCAGUAGAUCGGUGCAGAUUAGGCAGCCUCACCUACGAGAAGGUCACGGGCUACGAGCUCACCGGGGUCAAGUCCAACAUCCUCAACUCCAGCCUCGUCCCAGGCAUCACCCAGAACUGUGCCGACGCCUGCAAGAACGCGGACGGCUGCAUGGCCUUCAAUCUGGACUACAACAGGUUCGAAUGCUACGCCCUCGACACGGGGUCCUCCGAGAAGCCGCAGAACCUCCGCCAAUCCAGCGGCGCCGCGUACUUCGAGGCUGUGUGUCUGAGAAGGGGUGGGUGCGGCCUGCUGUGGACCUACGAGAGAAUACCAAACUUCGAGCUGGUGGGCAGAGAUCGUGAAACCUUGAACGGCAUCAGCAAGUCGGAGUGCAUGGAGCGGUGUCUGGAGGAGCGGCGGUUCGUGUGUCGCUCCGUCAGUUACGAGUACUCCAACCGCGUGUGUCGCCUCUCCGUCCACAACCGGUUCUCGGCUCGCAACUCCUUCCAGGCCGCGCCAAAUGUGGACUACAUGGAGAACCAGUGCGCUCCCAAACCUCGCGACUGUGUGUACGGCAACAACCAGCGUGACCGCUACCUCAUCUACACCACCAAGACCACCUCAGCCUUCACGGACGCCACCUGCCGCAGGGCGUGUGAUCUGGAGGAGAGCUUCAACUGUCGCUCCUACUCCUUCCUGAGCAUGAGCAACACGCAGACCAACCAGUGUUACCUGAGCGGCGACACGGGCACGGACGCAGGGAACAACGCCUUCCAGUUCAUGCGAGGCGCCAUGUUCGCAGAGAAGCAGUGCAGAGACUUCACCACAGGUGGAGGUGGAGGUGGCUUUGGUGGAACGGGAGGAUCCGGAGGUGGUGGAAGUGGUGGUGGCGUUGGUGGAUCAGGCUUUGGAGGAGGUGGAUCAGGGAUAGGAGGCACUGGUGGAGGAAGUGGAGGAGGAUUUGGAGGCUUUGGUGGAGGCAGACCAGGCUUUGGUGGAGGAGGAAGUGGAUCAGGCUUUGGUGGAGGGAGUGGAGGCAGACCAGAUUUUGGGGGUGGAGGAAGUGGAACAGGCUUUGGUGGAGGUGCAGGUAGACCAGGAUUCGGUGGAACAGGAAGUGGAGGAGGAUUUGGUGGAGGAGCAGGUCGACCAGGUUUCGGCGGAGGAGGAAGUGGAACAGGCUUUGGUGGAGGAAGUGGAGGCAGACCAGGUUUUGGAGGUGGAGGUAGUGGAACAGGCUUCGGUGGAGGUGCAGGUAGACCAGGAUUCGGUGGAACAGGAAGUGGAGGAGGAUUUGGAGGCGGUGCAGGUAGACCAGGAUUCGGUGGAGGAGGAAGUGGAAUAGACUUUGGUGGAGGAGCAGGUCGACCAGGAUUCGGUGGAGGAGGAAGUGGAAUAGACUUUGGUGGAGGAGCGGGUCGACCAGGUUUUGGUGGAGGAGGAAGUGGAACAGGAUUUGGUGGUGGUGCAGGUAGACCAGGAUUCGGUGGAGGAGCAGGUGGAUCAGGCUUUGGUGGAGGAAGUGGAGGAGGUGGAGGUUUUGGCAUUGGAUUCGGAGGUGGUGGAGGUGACAGAGACUUCGGUGGAGCAGCAGGUCCUGAUCUAGACAGCGGAGGAGGCAGCGUUGGUGGUGGAGGUGUUGGUGGUGUUGGUGGUGUUGGUGGUGGUGUUGGUGCAGGAGGAGAUCCUGAGGACGAGGAGGACACUAAGUCUCCUUCCUUAGUGAACGACUGCCGCUUCACUCCGACCUACGACAAGGUGCUGGGCGUCGACCUGCGAGGACAGCGGCCUGGUGUCAACUUGAUGGGGGGCGGCCGCCCCGGAGCCGGCCCAGUGGUGGGCUUCUUUGGUCGAGGCACCGUGAAAGCUUCCUUUGAGGCCACCGCCACGUGGGAGAGUUCCUACACCAGCUACGUCUUGGCGCGGCCUGACUCGCGACUACACUCCGGGGAAGAGAUCCGCACCCGCGACCAGCUGGGCAUCACCAUCGAGUGCCUCAAGGAGUGUGACCGCCGCCGGGACCGCUGCCUAGCCGUCACGCUGGACACCUCGCCCUCCACUGCCCAGCGCUGCUACGCCCUCCAGCGCGGCACUGACAACGACCCCAACAGGCUCACCACGGCGCCCACCGUCUCCUUUUUCGAGAAAACUUGCAUUCCGGAGCGGUCCUGCGGGAAGGCGUGGGCGUUCGUGCGAGUGCCGGGCUACGACUUAGAGGUGAACGGGCUGGUCCUCAACAACGUACCCACGCGCCAGGAGUGCCAAGCGGAGUGCCUCAGGGCCACCAACAUCCCCUGCAGGUCCGCCACGUACAACAUCAGACAACGCACGUGCAGGCUGAUGGCGGAGACCAGACGCACUGACCCGGAAAAGUUCAGCCCAGCGACCCGCGAUGUGGAGUUCCUGGAGAAUCAGUGCGCGCCGGAUCCGCCAAACUGUGACUACGCCAACUACGAGGGUCGCUUCCUGCCUUACUUCGACCGCUACUUCACCAACGUGUUCGAUCCCGCGGAGUGCAAGAAGUACUGCGACAGUGAGCGGGACUUCACCUGCCGCAGCUUUAACUUCCAAUCCUUCAGGAGGGAGUGCUCGCUCAGCUCAGACGACACCUUCACCGUGGGAGGCCAGGGCGUCCUGCAGGUCGAGCGAGAUUACUUUUACUCCGAGAAGGGCGCCUGCAAGACAGUGAAGGUGGACUGCACGCCCACCGACAUGCUGGUCACCUUCUCCUUCGGCACGCCCUUCAAGGGUCGCUUAUACGCCACGGGGAACGCUCAGGCGUGCUUUGAGAUGGGCAACCGCCAGACGCAGGUGAUCCUGAGGGUACCGCUGGGCUCCACGUGCGGCACCAUAGAGGAGUCUGAUGGGAAGUUCGUGAACACGGUGGUGGUGCAGCAACACCCGCUCAUCAUGCAGGAAUCUGACCGCACCGUCAAGGUGGAGUGCUCCUUCGAGGCGGGAGACCAGACCGUCAGCUUCGCUCCGGGGUCAGACGACAGCAGGACAGGCGGCGGCAUAGACAUCAACGCGGAGCACCAGGUGGUCACCAACUUCAUCAUGGGCUCCCACAGGCGAGGCAACAAUACCAGCAGCGCGCAGUUCCGACCUGGAGGCGUGACCGACAUCAUCAGCAACACGGCGCCGACUCCUACGGUCCGCAUGCGCAUCUACAGAGCCAACGGGCAGGAGGCGAACAACGUGGACCUGGGCGAGCUGCUGACACUGAGGAUAGAGAUGGAGCAAUCGUCUGCCUUCGCUAUCUUCGCCCGCAACUUGGAGGCGCGCACGGACAACGGAGAGCUGAUGACACUUAUUGAUAACGUGGGGUGCCCACCUUACCCAAACAUCUUCCCGGAGCUGCAGCUGGACGAGCGCACCAAGAGCCUCUACGGGGACUUCAAGGCCUUCCGCUUCCCCUCCACUGCUCGCGUCAAUUUCGUGGCCACCAUCAGGUUUCUGCCAGGAUGCGUGUGAGCCGGUGCCGUGCGGGGGCGGUGUCGUCUCGUACGGGCGGCGCCGCAGGAGUGUGGGCAACAUGACGGAGGAGGAGGAGGAGGAGGACGAGCAGGAGAUGGUGCUGGAGGUGUCGACGGACGGUACAAGCGACAGUGCCUUCACCUUCACCCUUGGCUCCUCCCCUCGCAGUGUUGAUGUGCCUCUCAAGACCACGAAGAGAUCUGUCUCAUCCUCCUCUUCCACCUCCACCACCUCCACCACCACGAUCUCCACCACCACCACCCACCACCACGGGCAAGUCCACCUCCAGUAGUAGCAGCAGCAGCGCCUCCACCACCUCCACUUCACCCAGUCCCAGCUCUUCCACUUCCUCCAACAACUUCACCAGCGAGAAGGAAGCUGAUGUGGAGACGCCAGAUGAUAUUCCUGUGGCCUUGUCUCUGGUGGUGGGGGAGGAUACGAUGCCAGAAGGAUGGGACGAGAGAGGACGCCAUCGGUAUCGUGACGAGACCUACGUGGCCGACGACUACGUGUGCACGCCCACCUCCACCGUCCAUCGCCGCUGUGCUUACGCUGCUUGUCCUCCUCUGCGCGUCCGUCACUGGUUUCGUUUUCUUCUACCGCACCAAGAAGCGACACUGGCAGAAAAUGGGAAGCUGUGAGCCAUUCCCGCUUCCUCCGCAGCACCAGUGAUAAGUGACCACCCCAGCCACACCACCACCACCACCACCACCACCACCCCAGCCACAGCCACAGCCGCAUCUUCCCAUUCCGUCACCACCGCCUCCUCUCCCUCCCUCAAGCAAAGCCUGCCUCGCCCCACCACUCCGCCAGAUGCAAACAACCCUGUCAAUGCUGAUUAUGUCUCUCUCUCUCUCUCUCUCUCUCUCUCUCUCUCUCUCUCUCUCUCUCUCUCUUGCUCGUUUUUUUUCACAAUCAAGGGCAGGCACACAAAAUAAAGAAAGAGAGAGAGAGAGAGAGAGAGAGAAAAAACAACCUAUUCUCUAUUAUUCUUUCCUCUCUUAUGCAAAUUUCGGCAGCUUCUUCUUUCUCUUUGUUUAUCUUUCUUUUGGUUUUCAUGUUUUCUUUUUUUUUUUUUUCAAUCUAUUUUUGGUAUUUUGUUUGUCUAUCUGUGUUGUCUGUUUGUUUCCUUCUACAUGCCUGUCUCUCUGUUUAUUUCUUUCUGUUUUCCUUUCUCUCUCUCUCUCUCUCUCUCUCUCUCUCUUCUCUCUCUCUCUCUCUCUCUCUCUCUCUCUCUCUCUCUCUUCUUGCCUUUUACAUAAUCUUUCCUACUUUUCCUCCUUCUACUCCUCCUCCUCCUCCUCCUCUUCCUUAUCCUCCUCAACUGACCUGACUUCAGUACCUUUCCUCUCACUGUGGCUGAAGCUUCCUACACAUAAAAAAAUGAUAAUCUCCCCAGAUCCUGAACCUUUACAAUAUCCUUUAAUUUCCCCACAGACAUGAAAGAAAGAUCAAAUGUAAAUAACUUCAGUAAAAUCAACGGCAAACAAAGCAAUGGAGUUUUUUUUUUUUACGUACGUGUUAUCACCAUUUAAGUGUACAUUUGUUUUUUUUCUCUCUCCCCAGUGUUGUUGUAAUAAAUGAGUGAGGUUAAUUUGGCUUCCACGCAUAUUUUGUUUGUAUAUAGUCGCACCUGCUAAUUGGCGUGUGAUAGUCCCUUCUCCACCUCCUGUUCUUGUUUUCUCUCUCUCUCUCUCUCCCAGUCCUCUCUCAGGCUCUAUCUCUCAAGGCUACGCAGCUCCAUAACAGACAGCCCAAGUCGCAGUUCUUCAAUAGCUCGGACGUAAUGUUUCCGUGCGGCGUACGGCGGCUUCCCGGGACAGUCCCCACCUCGCCUCCAACAUGGCGGCCUUCCAACACUGCCCACGCCCUGGCGGCUAUGCAGGAGGAGUCGCCGCAGUACAAGGAAUAACGCCGCCACGCUCCUAGGCUCCUAGGACCCUGCAUGCCUGCCAGAUUAUUAUGUUAUGCUUUCACAAACCUGAUGCCCUGUCUCUCGCCCGAACAGUAACCUCCAUAGCGCACCACCCUACAUUGUAUCCCGGACACACAAAACAGUACGUGAGGGGAGGAAGAGACCGUGCAUCCCGAGCCAUCGCUGUACAGGGGGAGGCGCCGCGAGCAGCGCCUUGUGGUGUUCCCGGCGCCUUGUGUGUGGCUGGAUCAGGCCACGCCCUGGUCCGCCUCACCUGAUGGCUCAUAUUUUUAUACGACAAUUGUUUAGUUAAGACGUUCAAUCAAAUGUAACUUAGUUAUCUUUAUGGUGAUUCUUGUGUCUGAGGUUUUUGUAACUUAGAGUAGGACCAGCAAGAACCAGUCACCGGAGCCACGCGCCGGGCAGGGAGCCACGCGUGGGCGGCGCGGCGUGCCAGCCUCCCACCGCGCCCCUCCACGCCCUGCCACCCGCCCAGCCCAGCCCUGCCCCGCCACACUGCCGCCCUGGACAUGCUGCCCACGCCCAUGCCGCCCACGCCUGGCUGCCUGCACCGCACCACCGCGUACUUCUGCAGCGGUAUCCAUUUCUUGGGGAGCAAAUUCUUUUCAUCACGUGAUUGCUAAGCUUCAGUUUCCAAGGCUAUCCAAAUAUUCAUGUUGCUGCAAAUUAGUUCCUCCAGUCACGCCGCAGCCCACCUUGUGCACCAGCCUGGCGGCGCCACGUCCUCCAGUGCCCCAAGACAAGCGGCGUGAGUCCCUGCCUGCACCUCGCUCCUUGGCCUCGCCCUCCAAACGUUGCCCGUGCGUGACUAACACGGACAACCCUUGCUUGCCUCGCUACUAACUCGGCUGAGGGAUGAGUCACGGCUGCUACCUCAAACCCGCCGCGCUGCCUUGCUGUCCCAUCCACCACCACCCCUCGUCCACACUCCCCUCAGAGUACGCGGGUCCAGAAUGCUCAUCGAAGUAGUUAGUGAUAAUCAGGAUUAGGUGUAGAGGAGUAUCCUAAGGGAGUGUGUACCAGGCGAUGCCCUCACGACACGCUGCUGCCGCUCCUCUGGGACGGCACGCAGCUGUGAGUGUGUCUAUGUCUCUCUCUCUCUCUGUGUGUGUGUGUGUGUGUGUGUGUGUGUGUGUGUGUGUGUGUGUGUGUGUGUGUGUGUGUGUGAGUGUGUGUGUGUGCGGUAUGGUGCCUUUCACUCAUGUCUGCCACAAUUCUCCCUGCCCCGCGUGCUGCCGCCGCUCGGGAAGGUGCACGGUAUUGCGCGGCUCACGGAGAAUCACGGUGAUUGUGUCUACUCUUAGGGCCUCGCGUCAGCAUUCAGCGUGACGCGAUGGCAAAUACACAUUACAUUAGAAUAGUGAUAGUCGUAAGUGAAAAAAAAAAGAGCACAUCAGUACUGCUCGGCCGAGGCUUCCCUCCACUCACAUCGAUGCCUCGCGUCCUGCACCUCGGGGGACCCUCGGCCUUUACUCUUGCCGCUGCGAGACUCACACGGCGCCUGGUGUCACGGGGCGCGGCGGUGACCCCCGAGCCCAGCCGGCGUCGUGGCUGCACGCCAUUACUACUCUGUUCUGCCAAGACAUCAUCGCGUUGUUCUGAGGUGGUGGUGGUGGUGGUGGUGGUGGUGGUGGUGGUGGUGGUGGUGGUGGUAGUGGUAGUGGUAAUGGUGGUGGUGGUGGUGGUGGCUACGUGUAUUUCUAAACAAAAUCAAAUUAUAAGAUCAUUAUUUUAGUCAUUAUUUCGUAGCAUAUGUCGCGUGCCUUGUGCGCUGGUGACGGCGGCAGCCUGGCGGAGGGAUGUCCAGUACUAGCGAGGUCGUUCCUCCUCACCAUGGGUACUUGUGUUGGUCAGGAGCGAGGCGGUGGGCGGGUCACACCUCUCCUCCCAUCAUCGCCUGUCGCCUCGCAGGCUUCACAUCACCACACCCUCAUCCGCUUACUUUCCAAUACUUUCCUUUAGUUUUGAGUAUCAGUACAUUCUAAGUGUUGUAACCUGUUUGUGAGCACACCUUGCGUCACCAGCAGCCGCCGGCGGUCAGUCGGGCCGGCCAGGUAAACAGUGGCGCUGAUCCACUCCACGGCAGAUAAUGGUCCGAGUCACAGUCCAGUGAGGCGCCGCCGUGCUUCCGUGCGGCCACCGUGCAGCACAACAGUGGCGGGAGUGGCCAGAGCGGCGAGGGGCGUGCCGUGCGUGCAUGCGUGUGUCUGUGUUGAGGCUGGACUUCGUGCCGUGGAGGGAGCAGCCCAGACAGGGACAGAGUGCGGGAGUGAGAGGCUGGGGCUGGGGUCUGGAGCCCUGCCGGUGAGCGCAGCACGCCACGACACCUGACGGAGGCGGCGCCAAUAAAGACAUGUCUCCUGAA
Messenger RNA from Scylla paramamosain (green mud crab), 10276 nucleotides. RefSeq lists its product as uncharacterized. Lineage: Eukaryota; Metazoa; Arthropoda; Malacostraca; Decapoda; Portunidae. The coding region runs from base 570 to 5972 and encodes 1800 amino acids. The record is from RefSeq and is a predicted model, not a curated record. The transcript has 41 exons.